This is a messenger RNA of Mercurialis annua (annual mercury), 2886 nucleotides long. RefSeq names its product protein kinase STUNTED-like. Lineage: Eukaryota; Viridiplantae; Streptophyta; Magnoliopsida; Malpighiales; Euphorbiaceae. Gene Ontology annotation, molecular function: protein kinase activity; ATP binding. Gene Ontology annotation, biological process: protein phosphorylation. The record is from RefSeq and is a predicted model, not a curated record. The transcript has 10 exons. The coding region runs from base 246 to 2639 and encodes 797 amino acids.
AUGGUUGCACUCAAACAGCCCCUUUGUCUCCCUCCCUUUCCUUGUCUAUUCUGGUUUGCGACCUUCAAAAGCAAACCAACCAAACUGGCGGUUAAGCCUUAACCAAAUAAAAUAUAAACCAACACUUCCUCUCUUCUAAAUUUUGAUGAUAAACACUGUCUUCUUAUAAAUUCAGAACAACAUGAUCUUACUCAAUUAAGUUACUAAGUGAAAAAAUUUGGAUCUUUCUUUUUAUCCAUAGAGAAAUGAAAAUGAUGGAAACGGCUAGCUCCGGUCACCGGACGGUUAUGGUGGGCGUAAAGCUUGACUCAGAGAGUAGAGAGUUGUUGACUUGGGCUAUGGUUAAAGUAGCUCAGCCUGGUGAUACUGUUAUUGCUCUUCAUGUUCUUGCUAAUAAUGAUAUUGUGGAUCGUGAAGGGAAAUCUUCACUUCUCUCGCUUGUCAAAACUUUUGACUCUGUUCUUGCUGUUUAUGAAGGUUUCUGCAACUUGAAACAGGUGGAUCUCAAGCUAAAGAUAUGCAGAGGCUCAUCAAUUAGGAGAAUUUUAGUUAGAGAAGCAAAUUCUUAUUCAGCAACAAAAGUCAUAGUUGGCGCAGCCAGGACUCACCAUGCGGUCCGGUCACCGACAUCUGUAGCUAAGAGUUGUGCCAAAAAUUUGCCAAAGAAUUGUAUAGUUCUUGCUGUUCAUAAUGGAAAAAUUUUGUUUCAAAAAGAAGGCUCUAAUAAUCAUGGUGAUUCACAUGCAAAGGCCGAUGAUCAUCGAAAGGGUUUCUUUAAUGUCUUUCAUAGAUCGAUUUCAUCGAGUAAAAGCUCUAAAGUGAUAAGUGAAAGCAGUAUUCAUGAAGCCUUAAAAUAUGACGAUGGUGAGGGAAAUGACCGCAGUUUGCAGCUGGCCUUAGUGCAGGCCCGUCCGAAUAGUUUGGGGAGUAUCAUGAAACAGAAUUGUACAAUUUGUGGAGCAUCAUCUAAAUCUCUAGAUGUUUCUUGUAACCAAUCUGCAAAAGAGUCUUCUGGUGAUGAUGAUAGUGAUAACAAGGCUUUAGCUCUAGUGCCGGUAGCAAAGCUAGAGCGGUCUUCUGGUGAUAAUGAUAGUGAUAACAAGUCUUUAGCUCUAGUGCCGGUAGCAAAGCUAGAGCGGUCUUCUGGUGAUGAUGAUAGUGAUAACAAGUGUUUAGCUCUAGUGCCGGUAUCAAAGCUAGAGCGGUCUUCAGGUUCAUUUCGUUCCUUACUCCGACAAGUGCCUGAUUUAAAACCCGGUUGGCCAUUACUUCGUCGAGCAGUUUUAUCCAGUCCACAAGCAUUUGAUAGAUCCUCAUCAAGGACGAUCUCAGUAGUGCAGUGGGCAAUGAGGCUGCCUAGCAGGCAACUCUCAUCAUCCAUUUCCAGUUUGGAUCACAAACAGAAUGGUCAGGAUCAACCUAGUUUAGAUGGUGAAAGCGGAGCAAUUGUUGCUGUUAGUACAGACACACUGGCGGUUCCACCUUCACUUGACCAUAACUCAAACUUACCAAAAGAAUUGGAGGGUAUUCAAGAAAAAUAUUCAGCAACUUGCAGAUUGUUUACGUACCAAGAACUCCUCUUGGCCACAUCUAAUUUCUUAGCAGAAAAUUUGGUUGGUAAAGGAGGCAGCAGUCGGGUCUAUAAAGGCCGUCUUCCUGAUGGCAAGGAACUUGCUGUGAAGAUCUUAAGGCCAUCGGAAAAUGUAUUGAAGGAAUUUGUUUUAGAAAUCGAGAUAAUUACUACCUUAAAUCACAAUAACAUUAUUCCUCUUGUGGGGUUCUGUUUUGAGAACAACAAUCUUCUCCUCGUUUAUGAUUUCUUAUCAAGGGGAAGUCUUGAGGAGAAUCUCCAUGGUAAUAGAGAGGAACCUCUUGCAUUUGGUUGGCGUGAGAGAUUCAAAGUGGCCGUAGGAGUGGCCGAGGCCUUGGAUUACCUUCACACCCGUACUGCUCAACCUGUGAUUCACAGGGAUGUUAAAUCUUCAAAUAUACUAUUAUCUGAUGAUUUUGAGCCCCAGCUUUCUGAUUUUGGACUUGCCAAAUGGGCAUCAGCCUCUUCAUCUCACAUAAUCUGCACUGAUGUUGCAGGAACAUUUGGUUACUUGGCUCCUGAAUACUUUAUGUAUGGAAAAGUAAAUGACAAAGUUGAUGUCUAUGCAUUUGGUGUUGUACUCCUUGAGCUUCUUUCUGGAAGAAAACCUAUAAGCAAUGAUCGUCCCAAAGGCCAAGAAAGUCUUCUUAUGUGGGCAAAUCCAAUUUUGAGUGAUGGGAAAUUUUCCCAGUUGCUGGACCCAAGUUUGGGAGAUGACUAUGAUCGUGAUCAGAUGGAGAGGAUGGUUUUAGCGGCAACUCUCUGUGUAAAACGCUCUCCAAGAGCUCGGCCUCAAAUGAGCCUUGUAUUAAAGCUCCUCCAAGGUGAUGCUGAAGUGACAAAGUGGGCUAGGCUGCAGCUUAAUAACGUAGAAGAAUCCGAUAUGGUUGAAGAUGAAGCGUAUCGUCGAUCUAAUCUACAGUCUCAUCUCAACCUUGCAUUGCUAGAUGUGGAUGACGAUUCACUCUCCACGAGCAGCAUUGAACAAACUGUAUCACUAGAAGACUAUUUGCAAGGCCGAUGCAGCCGGUCAUCAAGUUUUGACUAACCCAAUGGAACAUUAUCAUCGAUCAGGUGAAAUGCUCGUAAAACAUCUAUCGCUCAACUCCCUGCGAUUCUUUUGUAUAUUAUUUUGGUUCACUUACAUAUAUACACCAUGUUGUAGAUAGGUGUUGGAUGAGAGGUUGUUUGUGGUGUGCCCUCCUCCUUGCCUUGUAGUAGUCAUUUAAAGCUUGUCAGAACAUUUUCUUCUGUUUUUUUGUUUGAAUUAUGAAUGUGUUGGUGGUUGAGUUAAA